Molecule: messenger RNA, 2172 nt
Organism: Camelina sativa (false flax)
Lineage: Eukaryota; Viridiplantae; Streptophyta; Magnoliopsida; Brassicales; Brassicaceae
Source: RefSeq, a predicted model, not a curated record
GUUUUUUUAAUUUUUCCCCUCAGCCCCCGACGAAUGCAAGGGAACCGCGACGGUUCGUGGUCUCUAAACGCCUCCACGAGCAACAGUGGAAGCGGCAGAGGCAACGGAAACAUCAUCAACACCGUUCCCGGUGGAGGAGGAUACCUUCCUCAGGCGAAUCCCGUGUUUCCCUAUUUCAAUCAACAACCUAUUAGAUACCCUCUCCCUCAGUUUCCGGCGAAUUUUUACCGCCCUUGUUUCCCAGACUUCUCCCUCGGAAACCCUAAUUUUCAACCCCAGCCGAAUCUUAGCUUCCAUCAUCAACAACAAAUCCCUCACCAGUUUGGGGCUAACGCUAAUGUUUUCCUUCAGAACCAUAGCCAGAACAGCUUCUCUUUCCCUCUUCAAUCAUCUCUGCCUAGUAACAACGAUAUCAGUACCUCCUCUCAGAACCACGAUAGCUCUUCCUUUAAACGAAGACGGCAAGAGGAGGUUGUUGUACAGGGGACUGAUGUUGUCCCCCCGAGUUCUGAUUUUGCUAUUGGUGAGAGUGCUAAUUCCUUUAGUGUGACUCUACCGAUCUCUGCUACUCAUAAUGUAUCUUUGGAUAAGUCAUCGGCAAAACCGAAGCGCAAAGUUGAAGUUAUGCGGAUUGAUAAGGCGGUUAACAAGACGCGUAAAGCAGUCGCUGCUGCUGGAGAGAGUGUUUCUUCGACUAGAGUGUCCAGAGCGGUUCUUGAAGAACUUCAGGCUGAUUCUUGGCGUUCCUUGGGUGUUCAAAUGCAAGAUGUUCCUUCUCUUCGUCAGCUUAUGGCCAUUGAAGGCAAGAUCAAUGCAUUUAUUCACUGCUUCGUUGGGGCUAGAAGAAUCGUGACCCUGUAUGAUUUGGAAGUGGCUAUUUGCCGGAACGAGUUUGUUGAUUCUUUCGAUGAUUUGGAAUUGGGACCUUUGCUGCAGCAUCCACUAGUCUUGCUUUAUUUUCCAUCCAUAUCCAGUUCUACUGGCCCAGUUCAGAUCACUAGUGAGGAGAUAAUAACAUUUCUUGAUAGCUAUCUGCACACUUAUAUGAUAGAAGAUGUUAAGCUCGAUGAAUUUCUAAAUUUUGUUGCAAGCCAAAAGUCAGUUACAAGCAAGGAAAAGCUUGGUGUGCGUAUUCAGAGCUUGCGGAUGUAUGUAUCGUUCAUUCUAGACGCGAAGAGACAAGAAGGUGAAACAUUGAAAGUCUUACUGACUGAGCUGCAUCAAAAGUAUCACAUCCCCUCAUCAAAGAAACAACGGCAAGAUAAACCCUUAACUGUCUCUGAGCGUGCUGACUCAUUUGCUUUACAUCAUAAGGAUUACUGUGGCAAGCAUACAAGAUUUGAUUCAUCAAGCUCAGAUGAUAAUGAUAAUGUAUAUGAGGUUGGGAAUCUUAAUAGUUCUGACCAUAUCAAUAGUUGUCCAUAUCCAUCUGUUGCGGAAGAGAUGAAGCGGCUCGGGGGCUCCAAUAAGAAAAGGAAGGGUGAAAAACGUAAUCACGAAAAAUCUGAUUCGUCCAAACUGCUUAGAAAAGCCCCCUCUAAGUCACAAGGACNCAUCUUUUGUAGGAUGUAUGUAUCGUUCAUUCUAGACGCGAAGAGACAAGAAGGUGAAACAUUGAAAGUCUUACUGACUGAGCUGCAUCAAAAGUAUCACAUCCCCUCAUCAAAGAAACAACGGCAAGAUAAACCCUUAACUGUCUCUGAGCGUGCUGACUCAUUUGCUUUACAUCAUAAGGAUUACUGUGGCAAGCAUACAAGAUUUGAUUCAUCAAGCUCAGAUGAUAAUGAUAAUGUAUAUGAGGUUGGGAAUCUUAAUAGUUCUGACCAUAUCAAUAGUUGUCCAUAUCCAUCUGUUGCGGAAGAGAUGAAGCGGCUCGGGGGCUCCAAUAAGAAAAGGAAGGGUGACAAACGUAAUCACGAAAAAUCUGAUUCGUCCAAACUGCUUAGAAAAGCCCCCUCUAAGUCACAAGGACACGCAAAACAAGAGAUACCUAAAUUGGCUGAUGGUUCUGAUGCUAAGAAGGUUUUCAGUGUCGAUGAGGCUGAUUUCACACUUUCUGAAGGAGAUUUAAGGUUGUUUAUUUCAACUUGGAAAGACACAUGUAAAGAGCUAAGCAUUUCUACCUUUGUCGAGAAGAUGUUGUCUUUUUACAACUUGGGGGGCUCUGAAGGA